Messenger RNA from Poeciliopsis prolifica (blackstripe livebearer), 3774 nucleotides. It is a transcript of the gene fut9a, whose product is annotated as fucosyltransferase 9a. The record is from RefSeq and is a predicted model, not a curated record. Gene Ontology annotation, molecular function: alpha-(1->3)-fucosyltransferase activity. NCBI's taxonomy places the organism in Eukaryota, Metazoa, Chordata, Actinopteri, Cyprinodontiformes, Poeciliidae. Bases 718 to 1815 code for a protein of 365 amino acids. Gene Ontology annotation, cellular component: membrane. The transcript has 5 exons.
AUGGCGUCCUCUCUCACCGAGCCGCGAGUUUAAUGUGCAGCAAAUCGAGGCAGCCGCCCCCGCCUCCUCUCUCUCUCUUUCUCUCUCUCUCUGUCUUUUCUUUUUUCUUUUUGAUUUAACCAUUAUUUAUUUAAUUAAUUUGCAGCCACCAUCUCCCGGUCGGUGCGCUGCAGAGGGAAUGAUGCGGCCAGCGUGCGUCGCCGCUUUAUAGGCGCAUCCGCAGCUUCUCUGCGCGGUGCAAGGUGUCUUUGAACCUGAGACGGAGAAAUCAGAGGAAGGCUCUGUUUUGACUCACGUAUGUGGAGAUGGUUUUGGACAAGCAUCUGCUGCAGGGUGGUUCCCAUCAGGUAGCGCUGCCUCUCUUUCCCUGUAGUGUCGGGUGUGGACGAUGAUGAGGAUGUUCCUGAACAGACGCAGACAGAGCGAGCAUCGUCCUGGACGCAGACUCCAAAAGACGAAACUUUCCAGAAGCCGGAGAAUUCUUGUCAUUUCAGACGACGCUCUGAGAGGCAGCGUUCAUCUUCCUCUUCUGACAACGACCGUAAGAGAGAAGAAAGUAUCCCUAGGAAGACCUGCUGAGUCGAGACCAGUCAAACCUCUUUAGGUCAUCAAGGACCUGUUUUAUUCUUCUAAAGUUCAAAGAAGCAUCUCUCUCUGCAGACCGUCAGAUUUAUUGAAAGAGCACAGAUUCAUAAAGGGCUUUGCGUGGAUCUCAGCAUGCUGCCAACAGGACAGAGCAAGCCAUCUGGAACUUUUCACAAAAUCCUUCGACCGCUUCUGUUCAGUAUUUUUAUUCUCGGAUGUUUUGUGACUGCCUUCUUGAUGUAUUUUAAGCCAUCCACCAGCUGGUUAAAUGGUCCAUUAGAGUCAUCUGAUUCCUCAAAUCAUGUCAAGCAUGUCUUUGCAAAGAGUGACAAAAACAUGACUACAGUUCUUGUUUGGCUGUGGCCCUUUGGACAAACCUAUGAAAUGAACAUCUGCAGCUCUGCCUUCAACAUUGAGGGCUGCUUCAUCACAGCGGAUAAAAACUUCUACAACAAAUCGGACGGGGUCGUCAUCCAUCACAGAGACAUUGCUGGGGACCUGUCCAACUUGCCGACAUCCCAGCGUCCCCCGUUCCAGAAAUGGAUUUGGAUGAACUUGGAGUCGCCGUCGCAUUCAGCCCAGCUUCCUGGGAUUAAUAACUUCUUCAAUCUGACUCUCAAUUAUCGUCAGGAUUCUGACAUCCAAGUGCCUUAUGGGUCUAUCGUGGCAGCAGAUACUGUGGAGGACUUUGUACCGCCAAGCAAAAACAAACUGGUCUGCUGGAUCGUCAGCAACUGGAAUCCUGAACAUGUACGAGUGAAAUAUUACAACGAGUUGUACAAACACAUUGAAGUUCAUGCGUAUGGACAUGCAUUUGGGGAGUACAUCGCUGACAAAGAUUACAUCCCCACUAUGGCCAGCUGUAAGUUUUAUUUGUCCUUUGAGAACUCAAUCCACAAAGACUACAUCACUGAAAAACUUUACAUCCCCCUCUCUGUGGGCACAGUGCCAGUGGUUCUUGGCACAACCAGAGAAAACUAUGAGAACUUUGUUCUAGGAGACGCUUUUAUCCAUGUGGAUGAUUUCAGCUCACCCAAAGAGCUGGCUGACUAUCUGCUUCUUCUGGACAAGAACGAAGAACUGUACCUUGGGUACUUUCAAUGGAGACGGCACUUUAAAGUAAACAGAGCCCAUUUCUGGGCGGAGCACACAUGCCAGGCUUGUGCUUACCUGAGACAACACAAAGAAUACAGGGCAUUCAAUAACCUUAACAAGUGGUACUGGGGCUGAUGGUGCUUAGAUGGACUAUGCAGCACUCAUCACCUCUCUAUAAGGUGGGACUCAGCACAAAGAAAAAAAAACAAUUACUUGGUGAGACAAACAUUAAGUUGAAAAUUUAGAUGUAAUAUUUAAUUCAGGCCUUUUCGAAAUACCAUCUCAUUUGUGAUUGUGAAGAUGUCACCUAUGCAGAGCACUGAAGUCAAAUGUGAAGGUAGUUUAACACUGUCGUGCAUAAUUUGGGAAAUCUGUAGCUGUCUUUUAACAUUCGUUUACAUUUGCACUGCAAAUCUAAAAGAUGCUUCUCUUCACAUUUUGUGAAGACUGAUCAAGGAUCGUAGUAGUAAUUACUCACAGGGAGCGUCUCAUUAUGAGCAUUGUCCAAGUCUUGACAUAAAUGAAGAAAAUAAGUAAGGAGUAUGGAGACUAUCUUCCUUUCUUAUACCUGCUUUUUUCUGUUUGAUGUCUUGUUUCAUUCUAUCCUUCAACACUUCCUUGUUUUCUUAAAUCUUUUUUUUUUUAUUUCUUGUAUUCUAGGUUCUCUUUUGACUUCCUUUUCCCUUCACUCUUCCAUCUCUUCCUCCUUUUUUAAUCUUCUCUGUUUGAGUCCUUCUUUUCAUUCUUCAUUCUUCCUUUCUUUCUUUCUCUCUUUCUUUCUUUUUAAUUGUGGCUCAGUUUCCAUGACCUUCUGAGUAUUUCCCCUUGUGUUUAAAUCCAAAUACUCAAAGGCAAAGAAAAGAUACAUCUCCAAGAGGUUACAGAAGGAAAUGAAGAAAAUUUUGCGGUAAAUCCUUUGAACAUUAAGUAAACCACUACACUCAGGAAUCAUUUCAUCCCUAUUAAACUGGUGACAACAACCAAACACACAAUCUUGACUUCUCUGAAAACACACCAAUGAACUAGUGUCAACAUUUAUCAGGACUCCAAGCAUACUGAUUACUUUCCAGACUAAAUGUGACAAACUCUGAGACAGCUGUGCAAAUGUCUUCUUAAUGGCAUCGGCCAAUUAAUCACAGAACUGAUGAUGUCACGACAACAUGAACCAACAUUUGUGUUUGUUUUGUCUAUUUUGAAAGAAAAUGAUGUCUCAUCAGGUUAUCCCUGUGAUUUUGAACAUCUUUGUUUACCAGUUUUGUCAGUCGAUAUGAAUCGGGCUGCUUUCGGUAACAACCAGGCAAAAGCCAGUACAACUCCAGAAAAUGCAAAGCCUUUGAGAUGGCAUGACUAAACAGUUGUAAAAAACAAAAGACAGUUUUUAACCUGCCUGCACCUCUUCCAAACCAAAUAAUGUGUCACGCCAAAAGUCAAGAGUAAUUCGUAGUUCAGUAGGAUGUCAAGUUAUUGAGCAAACAUUCUCUAAACUAAAUUCAGUUCAGGUAGAGGAUUUUUUUUUUUUUGCAAUACAAACCAACUUUUGAAUUAAAACUCUGAAGUGAUCGGCUGCAACAUUCAUCUCAUUGUAGCUAACAUCUCAGUUUACAGCAGAUGACAGUCAGUUCGUUCCAAAGGAGCCUCCAACUACAGCAUAAAAUCAAAACAUGGUUGAGUCCAUAUGCUGUGCUUCUCUGCAAUCUCAAAAUAAAGCCUCAAAUAUUUAUUUAUAGAUAAAGUUAAAUACAGAUUUUUGAAUGGAAGUUUUUUCCAAAACCGUUUUGUUCUGAAUUAAAAAUAUUUCAUAAAUCAUCCAUAUUUUUUCUCUGUGACUCAUCAGAGAGUCAGUAGUUGAAAGCGGGUUUUGUGGUGCUUUUUCCCUUUCUUGCAUGUAGCACAACAGAACAAUUAAGAUCAGUAACAUGAUCAUAUUACUUUUAGAUCUCCUUUGAAAAGCUGUAAAUUGGAUUCAAUCAUCACGCAUCAUUAAUGUUUAGACAUUGAGUUUUUCAUUUAAUUUUUAGUUCUGAGCAAAAACCAUGUGAACAUUUUAUGCAAGUUGAACUGGCAGCUUUCUUUUGGGUCAAUGCCUGAAAUAUA